Brassica napus (rape) is the source of this 2779-nucleotide messenger RNA. RefSeq names its product dynamin-related protein 4C-like. Lineage: Eukaryota; Viridiplantae; Streptophyta; Magnoliopsida; Brassicales; Brassicaceae. Gene Ontology annotation, molecular function: microtubule binding; GTP binding; GTPase activity. The transcript has 2 exons. The record is from RefSeq and is a predicted model, not a curated record. Gene Ontology annotation, cellular component: cytoplasm; microtubule; membrane. Bases 95 to 2098 code for a protein of 667 amino acids.
CUCUAUAUAUAUAUAUCUUAUAAGGAUCUCAAAGAAGAAUCACACAUAUCCUUGAAUCUCUUCUCUGUAUUUGUCUGGUCCAUUCUAGUAGAAAAUGAAAGGCAGUAAGAAGCGUGUUGUCUCUAAACCUUCAUCUUCUCGUACAAUUGUCAAAGCAAAUCCAAACGACAACAAAUCUGUUACCAUAGAACCACCCAUUGUGUCUUCUUACAAUGACCAGAUCAGGCCGUUGCUUGACACAGUGGAUCGGAUGAGGAACCUGAAUGUGAUGAAAGAAGGGAUCCAGCUUCCGACCAUUGUCGUAGUUGGAGACCAGUCCUCUGGAAAGUCCAGUGUUCUUGAAUCAUUGGCAGGAAUCAGUUUGCCUCGUGGGCAAGGAAUCUGCACUAGGGUUCCUCUUGUUAUGAGGCUUCAGGGAAGUACUAGCUCUGAACCUGAGAUCUGGCUGGAGUAUAGUGACAAAGUUGUUCAAACGGAUGAAGAACACAUUGCUGAAGCUAUUUCUGCUGCAACUGACGUGAUCGCUGGAUCUAGUAAAGGGGUCUCGGAUGCUCCCUUGACCCUCCACGUGAAGAAAGCUGGGGCUCCUGAUUUGACCAUGGUUGAUCUUCCUGGGAUAACUAGAGUUCCCGUGAAAGGACAGCCAGAGAAUAUCCAUGAGCAGAUCUCUGGGAUGAUAAUGAAGUACAUCAAGCCUCAAGAGUCCAUUAUCCUCAACGUACUGUCAGCUACGGUCGACUUCACCACAUGUGAAUCCAUUCGAAUGUCCAGACAAGUUGACAAAACCGGUGAACGGACUCUGGCUGUUGUCACAAAGGCAGACAUGGCUCCUGAAGGUCUUCUUCAGAAAGUAACAGCAGAUGAUGUAAGUAUUGGACUAGGUUACGUAUGUGUCAGGAACCGUGUAGGGGAAGAAACAUAUAAAGAAGCUAGAGACCAAGAAGAGUUACUUUUCAAGACUCAUCCAAUGCUCUCAAUGAUUGAUGAAAACAUUGUCGGUCUCCCCGUUCUAGCUCAGAAGCUAAUACAUAUUCAAACAACAAUGAUUUCACGCUGCUUGCCUGAGAUUGUACGCAAGAUCAAGCACAAGAUGGAAACCGCUGACCUCGAGCUUAAAAAACUGCCAAUGGUAAUGACUUCCACUGGUGAAGCACUGAUGACACUGAUGGAUAUCAUCGCUUCUGCGAAAGAGUCUCUCCUAAGAAUCCUUAUCCAAGGAGAUUUCUCUGAGUUCCCUGAUAAUCAUGGCAUGCAUGGUACUGCUCGCCUGGCUGAUAUGUUAAGCAAGUUCUCAGAUGAUCUACAAGCAAAGCCUAAGCAAGUUAGAGAGUUCUUGAUGGAUGAGAUCAAAGUUCUUGAAGAAUGCAAAUGUGUCGGGCUUCCCAACUUCAUUCCGAGAUCAGCAUUCAUGGCUAUACUUUCGCAACAUGUGGAUGACAUACAUGCAAAGCCGGUCGAGUUCAUCAAGAACAUAUGGGACUACAUCGAAGUUGUUCUCUCAUCAAUCAUCACCAAAUACUCUGAAAACUUUCCUCAAGUUCAACCUUCCAUCAAACGAGCUGGUAGAAAUCUCAUGAGCAAGAUCAAGGAACAAUCAGUGGAUAGAGUGAUUCAGAUCGUUGAGAUGGAAAAGCUUACGGACUACACAUGUAGCCCUGAGUACAUGAAGUCUUGGACGGAGAAGAUAGAUGCUCAGAAGAGUUUCGUCGAUGCGGUUUUGAACGAUAAGAUGAAACCUGACAGCUUCUCUGUAAAUGGGUUCGGGAGUGUGAAGAUAUCGCAUCUGCGAGAGUAUCAUGCUCAUUUGCUGCAACAGGCGUUUGAUAUGAAGAUGAGGAUCACAUCCUACUGGAAGAUUGUGCUUCGUAGGAUUGUGGACAACCUUGCGCUCUAUCUUCAGCUAUCUGUGAAGUAUCUAGUCAACACUCAGUUUCAGAAGGAGAUCGUGGCGGAGAUGGUGGAUCCUAAAGGCGGGGGAGGUGUAGAGAGGAUGUUAGAGGAGUCUCCGUCGGUGGCAAGCAAGAGGGAGAAGCUGAAGAAGAGUAUUAAGGUUCUGAAGGAGUCCAAGGAUGCUGUGGCAGCCAUUGUUGAUCAGUAGAGAUAUCACUGAUUGAGUUUUCUUCUUAAUUCUAGUUUUGCUGUAAUAGGAUCGAGUCUGGUCAUGUCAGGUUCUAUGAGAGGGUUUUGGAGUUGAGCUUGGGCAUUUUGGGUGUGUUUUUUUCUGAAUUUUGGAAUUUCUUUGCUAUGUUACAUUGUUUAAAGGGUCAGAGGUUUUUUGUUCACUUUGUUUAGUCAAACUUUGGUGGUACAUAUAUUUGUCGAUCAUAUUAUGUAUAAGUCCGGCCCCGUAGCGGGCUUCAGUUCAAGCGUGGAGUGAUCGUUAUAUACAUACGUACAGUAUUUAUAUGUUGAAGUUAUAUACAGUAUUUAUAUACAUAUGAUUAAAUUUUCAAGAAACGUCUGCGUUAAUCGGUCAUCGCCUAUUCUGUCUGUAGGUAUCAUAUGUAUCAUCAUUACAUAUGUUUGACAUGAUAUCUAUUCCUCCUUCCCCACGAAAAAUAUGAUUCAUACAUAUAAGAUUAAAUUAUAUAUGAUCGUUUAUGUUUUAUGUUUGGAUUUGACCACAUAUUUUUUAAUAUUUCACAUCCAAAUUCCAUAGAAGGAAAACGCUUCGUUUAAUAAUCGAUUGAUAAAAUAGGUUUGAGUAAAUUUAAUAUAUACUAUGUGUUUGGUUUGUUCGGUUUGUAUAGUUUGUUCAAAGUUUGUUACUAUAUAUAAU